AUGACAUCAAAUAAAGAGCAAGCUAUCUUAGAGUUGAAAUGGCUUAAUUCUGAGAUUUUGACGGCUUUGGUGCAAAACCCCGAGUCAACGGAAACAACCUUAAUUUUUUUAUAUUAUGCCAAUAACGAAAAGAACUCCCAGCUCAUUGAAGUUGGAAGGGACGAUAUUGACUCUCAACAAAUAUCGUGGAACGUGUUAGACUCUCAAAGCAAGGAGCAUAUUUACCAAGGAUCGUUCCAGAUAUUCCGCCACACUAUGAUGGCUUUAGUCAAUUCACACUCUUUAUCAGAAAAAAGUGUAAUAAUUGGCAAAACACUUAAAUGGGCUGAUAAACUUAUGACUUGUUUGGCCAAAAAAGAUUUCAAGGCAGCCUUAAUCCAUGCAUGCGAAUUUUACUACUCCGACAAUUAUGGCAGAUUGAUAUUAUCUGGAUUGCCUCAUACAGCCAAGGAAAGACAUGAAGUUGUCCGUCCUUUUUUGAUUCAGAUCAUGAAGGAGGCCGUGACACCUUUAUUCGAAGUUGAGUCAGCUAACGGACCUCUUGAUGAGACCCUCCUAUUAUACCUACAAAUAAUAACAAUGUUGGCGAAAGACUCAGGGGGACAGAUUCCGGAGAAUUUACUUGCAAUAUUAGAAUCUAUCGACGAAAAAUAUGAGGACAAGCACGGGUUUUAUCAGCAUCUUGAAAAUUUCAUUUUAUCUCGACAAGUCCGAAAUCUAUCGCCAACUUUAUUCAAAAACUUAGUGGAAUAUUAUAUGAAAGCAGCGGAAGGUAGCAAAUUAACUGAAAUGAUUUGCAUUUUAGAUGCGAGCACAUUGAGUAUUGACAUGACCUUACAACUCUGCACCAAAUAUGAUUUACGUGAGUGCAGUGUUUACAUUUGGAACAAACUUCUCCACGACUACAAGACUCCUCUUAUAGUAUUGAUGAAUGAUUUGAACUCCUCGAAAUAUGACGAGGAGCAGAAAUUGAUAGUCUACACAUACAUGACGUAUAUAUUGAGCGGACGUCAAUUUCCCAGUGAUGAUUUACUAAGUGUUGAUGAAGAGAAAUUUGCUCGAGGACAGGUAUGCGAGAUAAUUUUCAGUAUGAAUCCAUACUCUUUACUCCAUGGUACAGUUGUAUCUGGUGAUUCUGUGGAUGUCUUAUUUCCUCAGUUGUACCAAUUAUUAAAAUUUAAUGUGUUUGAAAUGCUUGUGACAUUGAAUGAAUUCUUCGAGAACCCUUGUUUGAAUGCCGAAGGUAAAGACGCCCUCAACAGACAAUACAUUACAGAUGCUUUACUUGACGUGUUUGAUGCAAAGAAGGAAAGUUUCAACCAGAGAGACUUCGUGUACCUUGCUAUUUUCAUUGCCAGGAACUACCCUAAAUAUUACCAAUUCAUAAGGAUUUCAGAAUCCACUUUGGAGGAAACAGUUGAUCGUCUUUGCAAGAACCCAGACGAAGACCUUCAUGAAGACUGUGAAUUGUCUUUGGAAAGUUUGCUACCUUUCUAUGAUAUGCCUAAUGAUUCCCUUCUUAUAGAAAAGCUACGAGCAGCAAAGUUUUUCAAUGUUCUUUUUGGAGUAUACCGGUCUAAAGGUAAUUUGCGAAAGGCUUUAGAAUUGUGGCUUGAAGGUCGGAGAACAGAAACAUCACACUCGCCGGACGAGAAGAGAAGCUUAACUGUUUUAGCCACUACUCUUGAAAGUACAUUUAGACGGAGCCAAUCAAACUAUGAAGAGAAAAACCAAUUAACAAAUUUUAUUAAUAUCCAUUUCGAGGAACUUGCGAGAUACAACGUGGAAGACAUGGUGGUUCUAGCCAAUACCUACAAUGUGGAACAUCACUUGGCUGUACUCAGCUGUCAGGAUAACAAACUUGCUUUUCAAUAUCUAAACGCGUUGUUUACAAAAUACGAUACAACUAUAGAAGCUUCAGCUAAAGCUCUACUUCUUAGUAAAUAUAUUCAGCUCAUUGCUGAAUUUGAUCCAGAGCAGCUUGUGACAAUGCUAGCUAACUAUGGUACUUUUUUACGACCAUUCAAGAAGCCAAGAGAGGAGUUGAAGUCAUUUUUCAAGGCAAAAUGCUUUUGUGGUGCAUUAAGUGUACUUUUACGUCUAGAGGGUCGCUUUCAAGAAGCGGUUAAUUGCCUUGCGGAUGCGAUGGAGCAAACUGUCGAGAAUAACGAAAAUAUCUCCUCGUUGAAAAGCAAUUUAGACCUUGCAAUGUCGAUAUGUUCUGAAGCGAAGGACGACAAAUUGUGGAAGUUCCUAGUGCAAAAAUUAGUCGUGUUUACGGGUACAGCGGGUCCAAGUGCUCUUGAGUUGCUCAACCAGGGAAUUUAUCAAUGUUUCCGCAAAAUAAUCGAAAAUGGCAGUGGCAUAAACUCACAUCAAACAUUCUCGAAGGUUUUCAAUGACAUUUUGGAGAUUGCCACAGUUUCCAACGUGCGGUCUAUUCUUCAAGAUGUGCUUGUGUCGUUUUUUUUCGAAAGCGAGACACAGAAAAUCGUAUUAACCAAGAUGAAUCGGGAAAUUUACAAAUACAUGUACCACUUAAAACGAGACAUUAUUAAAGGAUGGCCCGUCAGAAACAUGAGGUGUACCAGCUGCAGCAAGUCCAUGUGCGGUACAGACGUCUCGAUUGAAAACUACCUGGUUUGGGAAGACAAGAUACGUGAACGUGUUUUUCUAGGCCCCGCUGAGGAGACUAAGUAUACGAGACAACUUGGACUUAUUGUUUUCAAAUGUGGCCAUGGAUAUCACUUACAAUGUCUUGAUGGUCUAGGUAGUCUGACCGUUUGUGUUAUGUGUGUUCCGGAAUGA
Clavispora lusitaniae ATCC 42720 is the source of this 2808-nucleotide messenger RNA. It is a transcript of the gene VPS8, whose product is annotated as CORVET complex membrane-binding subunit. The record is from RefSeq and is a predicted model, not a curated record. Gene Ontology annotation, molecular function: protein binding. Gene Ontology annotation, biological process: endosomal vesicle fusion; protein targeting to vacuole. Gene Ontology annotation, cellular component: HOPS complex; late endosome. Lineage: Eukaryota; Fungi; Ascomycota; Pichiomycetes; Serinales; Metschnikowiaceae.